UCUUCACCACCAAACUCAAUCUCCAACAGACAACGAAGUCACACUACAAUACACAUCAAAUACAACCCCAAUACCUUACACUUCGUCGAAAUCAUGCCACAGGCUAUCGCUGAGCUGUGAACGCCCACUGCGGGCGUGCGAACCCAGCACGUCCGCAGUCCUUCAGCCCACGAGACUUUCAAUAACUAUCGACCUCGACGAAGUAACAGACUCUUACCGUCUAACCCCGCAGUGGCCUGCGAGGAAGAGUUUGCCCAAUACAACGAAAUAAACAGAGUGACGCUCUUUGCCUCGCGGAGUGGACUCCAUCCCGACCCAUCCACCUCCCCCUCACAUCCUCCGAAUUCGAGUCUCACACCACUCCUCCUCCCCUCCUACAUAUCUCGAUAGUCUUAAUAGACUAGAAUUGACACACUGUCGAGUUGGGUGGAACUUAGUUCCCGUUUUCGACCCAGAAAAAGGGUGUCCUAACUUCACCGCUAAUUACAUCACACCCUCAAACCACCUCAAAAAUUUACGAACACACAGUAGACAGUCAAAAUGUCUCGAAACAUGCGUCACAGAUCGACUCCACCGCCUGCGCAAAAGAUGCCGCAGAGCAGCCCUCAACAAUCCCAAGAUUCGGAUUCCGACUCCGACUAUGGUGGGGUUGAUGAAAUCUCCGGCAGCGAAGACGAUGAGCCAAAUGUUGAGGUGGCCGAGGAGCGGGCAAUCAUCUCGUCGGAAGGCGAAGAGGUUCCUGUGAUUCCUCGGCCGUAUGAAGAAUACGGACAAUGGGAAGGAUUUUCAUUUGAAGGAGAUGCCGCACCACUUGACGGACAAUUCUUCGAACAAGCCAUUCAGAAGAGCAGUUCUGUGGACGAAUCAUAUGACGAAGAUGCUGCAAUUGAGAAGCACGUUCACUGGGAGUCACCUGUAGAGAGCGAAAGCGAGACUAUUGGCGAUUCUGAUGCUGAUGAGUUCUGGCCCGACCUUUUCGUCGACAAGAACGAGAUUGAUCCACAUUUGCUCAGACAAAUUGAGGCGGAUGAUGUCAAUGGACAAUUCUCUGAUGAUGGUUUCUUCUAUGGAGAAGCUGAGACGGAUGAAGACGACUUGGACGAAUCUACUGAUGCUAGUUCUGAUUCAAGUGGUUAUGAUUCCGAUGAAUCAGGAAUGACAACCGAUGAAGAAGAUCUUUCGUCUCGUUUCAUCCCACCCCAGAGAUCAGUUCUCCGAGCCAUAUCAGAAGCCUCAUCUUCAUCUGAAGAAGUCACAAGACGUAAAGUUUUCCGAGCACCUGUUCUUGCAUCUUGGACUCAUGACAGCGACACUCCAUAUGCUAUGGCCGAUAUCACUUCCACCAAGGUCAAAGUUUUCAACAUGCGUCGCUUCAGAGAGCAGUAUGAGAUGCAAUCCCGUGCCACUCCAUUGACAACACCACAACGGAAUAUGCUUCAGGAAUCACCAAUGAUCAGCAAUUCUGGCAACAUCAUGAUGAGUGCAAUGAUGUCAGAUCCUUUUGAUGACAACGUAUCUGGUCAAGCCAUCGGAGGCCCCGAGGCAUUCUACCCUUGGACAUAUAUCGAUGCCAACGGAACAAUCGAGAACCAAAAUAGCUCUUCCGUAGAUGGCUCUGACUGUGAUGACGAGGAUCUCUGGAACAUCGACGACCUCCUCAACUUUGGCAAUCAAGACUCCGAUGAUGAGGAGGAAGGAGAGCCAUCUGAUGAAGCUCAAACCGGUGCAGAGGACACCCCCGGUGCACCAUCUUCGACACCCGCACGUCCAACCACCGCCAGAAGCGAAGAUCAAGUCCACCCUCUCCUCGAUCACUUCAGCAGCGGCACAGUCGGUGCCUUCCGCUUCAACCAGAACCGCCACCAACUUCUCAACCGCACCUCAGUCACCCGUGAGUCACUCGCCUUCGGCAGCGCUCACAUGGAGGGCACAAUCCGCGGCGUCAAAGCCGGCCGUCUCCAGCAUGCAAACACACCCAUCACCCCCGUCCGCAAGAAGAAGAGACCUAUUCCCUUCGAAUCCAGCCCCGCGAGCCCAACACCCUACAACGCGAACAAGAAGCGCAAAUACAACGGCGACGAGAGACCCACCGGUCUGAAGCGGGCGAGGGGUCUCACCAUGUGAUGUGACAUACCAUACCGACUACACAAAAUUACGCAGAGGACGGCAUGACUCGAAAGAGCAUCCCUGGCCUCUCUCACUUUCCUGGCCUUUUGCACUGUGCACUUGUUUUUAGCACAGCCUGCUCUUUCCUUCGUCACGGCUCCACACUGUUUUCUAUUCUCUCUCUCCCUCUUUCUGCCCAACCUUGCUUGGCUGGUGGUGGUUGGUGGUUAGACAAAAAAAGAAAGGAUUCAAAAGCCCGCUGCGAAUAGAAUACUACAAACAAAAGUCAACGAUUGAUCGAUGUUCGAUGUAUGCAUGCAUGUUAUGCCUUUUUUCCUAAACUGUUUUCAUAUGUUCCGAGUUUUUUCUUAGUUUUUUCUUCUUUUCUACAAUCUCUUUGUCUUUCCCUUUCGGCUCAGAUGUGUUUUCACGUAUGUAUGUAUGUAUGUAUCUAUGAAAUCGAAGGUGGUGGAGAGAUCUUUACCUUGUGUGUAUGCAUGUGUGUCUCUUCUAUCCUGUCCUAUUUCAUCCUAUCUCUUCCCAUCCUAUCUUAUCUUAUCUAUUCCUUUGGAUUGAGAUGAGAGGUUUUCCUCAAGCCUUUUCUCUGUCCGGUGGAUAGAUAGUGAGUUGGGUUUUGGGAUUUAGGAUGUGGAUUUGGGAUUUGACAUGUCAGACAGACUGAGAGGUUGGGAAAAGUUGCUGCUGCUGCUGCUGCUGCUGC
Molecule: messenger RNA, 2827 nt
Organism: Cadophora gregata
Lineage: Eukaryota; Fungi; Ascomycota; Leotiomycetes; Helotiales; Ploettnerulaceae
Exons: 2
Coding region: 541-2124 (527 amino acids)
Source: RefSeq, a predicted model, not a curated record